Molecule: messenger RNA, 2136 nt
Organism: Trypanosoma brucei brucei TREU927
Lineage: Eukaryota; Euglenozoa; Kinetoplastea; Trypanosomatida; Trypanosomatidae
Exons: 1
Coding region: 1-2136 (711 amino acids)
Molecular function (GO): kinase activity; ATP binding
Source: RefSeq, a predicted model, not a curated record
AUGCAACCACCUUCACCAACUGUAUCCUUCAUUGAAUAUGUCCUUUUGGCACUUGAGCUUCCACCAAACAUGUUUGUCUCCAAACUGGCCGCGUGCUGCACGAUGCUUUUCCUAACGCGCUCAGACCCAAAGCUCCUACGGGAGUUGUGUAGAAAGUGGGUAAUACGAUUCAAAAAAGAUCGGCACCUGAUUAUUUCCCGGAUUCGGGAAAGCACAAGGAGUGCUAAUUGCUCUGAUAUGUACUCGAGAGCAUCCAUGGAUAGUGUUGUCGAGAAUCUUCCGGGCUCAGAUGAGUGUGACCCACAGAACUGUAUGGAACAUUUUCUUCACCUGAUCAACACGUUUGUGCCGGAGUAUUUUUCUUGGAAUUGGCACCACACAGAGUUGAUGAUUCAAACCAAUAGAAAGUCGGAGGACUUUGUACGCGAAAGGCUGCUUCCACUCUGUAGGAAUAGCAGCGAGGAUGCUGAUGGAUUGGAUGACGAGGAUAAGGACAAGGACGAAGCUCUGGCGUCCUUUUUUCUUAGUAAACGGCCUGCGGAUACUCGGGGCUUUAACAAAUGCGAAGAAGCAUGGACAAACGGCCUCGAAAACCCUGAGCGGCCCCCUCUUGAAAGGUAUGCAUCGCGCAUUCGUUUCGCAACAUUCAGCAACCUCCGCAACUGUUUCCGCCAGUCACCACAUGGCGUGGUGCUCAUAUUUCACGCUAACUAUUCUUCAAAGAGUUGCGAGACGCUGAGGACCUUUGAGGAAAUUCUCAUGAAACAGAUGCUGAACCCUCAACCACAGGUGUGUGUUGUUCACAUUGUUGCAGAGCCUGAACUCGCGCGCUUAUAUCAAAUAAAUUGGUUCCCAACGAUCAUCUAUGUGCCACCGCUAUCCCAACCGAAGAGCGGCCCAUUGCUGGAAGUUGUAGAGUCUAACACCAAUGGUAAUGGUUGUUCAUUCAACCAAGUGCGCACGAGUAACGGUACGCCUACCAUUCGGGGCACUGGGGGUGAAGCCGAUGAUGUAUCAUGCGACGCAUUGCCACCAGUGCGUCUGGUGUCAUCGGAUGCGGAGGAGUCAAGCGAUGAUUCCCCCUGUGCAGCAAGUCCAUUGCAAGAAGAGGAAAUAUCACCCUCUGUUAAACAUAAGAAGCACCGUGUGUAUCCGCCAGAAGGUGACUUAUCGGCUCCGUCGCUUGCAAAGUGGAUAAAUAGCAGAGGUUCCGUAGCACAGCUGAUGCCUGCGGAUAAUCGUGCGGUUUCACGCAUUAAUCAGCUCCCUGAAAGGAAGGGAUUUCCGAAUGGUUUGAAGCAUUCGUCGUCGAGGGACUCUCUGCAGACGUUGAGUUCCUCUGCGGAGGCGGCGGAUUCUCAUGAAACCAGCGCAAAGGCACCGGUGUUCAUUUUUCUGGGAGGAGGUGUGGCUGCAGGGAAAAGCACUGUAGUGUCUGUGCUUUCUGGUAGUUUAUGGUGGGAGGAGCACAAGGCAAAUAGCGUCAUCAUUAGUGCUGAUAACUACAAGAGCCAGAGUUACCUGGUAUCGAAUGACAUGGAGAAGCAGCACGAGUAUAGCACACGUUUGGCAGAGGAACUCAUGGUGAGAGCAGUGAAUGGGAGGCGCAGCAUUGUGUUUGAUAGUACAAUGAUGUGGAAACCGUUUGUUCAGCAGGUGAUUGAUAUGGUGCGCAAUUCCCAUCGUGUGCUGUACGAACAGGGACCGGGCUAUCGGGAUGGUGGAAAAGUGGAAGAAUACUUUAGGACGGUGGGACCACGGUCAGAGUCUCACCUUCCACCAUAUGUAAUUCGACUCUUAGCAAUAACGGUUGAGCCUGAAGUUGCGGUACGCCGCGGAAUCCUUCGCAACUUCUCAACAGGACGAAGCGUGCCUAUCAAAACUCAACUUCGCUCCUUCCGCCUAUUUGCAGAGAACUUUGUGGAAUAUGUUUCCCUAGUAGAUGAAGCUACGUUGUACAACAACAAUGUGAUUGUUGACCUCGAGAAGGGCGAACUUCCGCCGGUGGUAGCGGAAAAGCGGGAGGGGAAACUGGUGGUAGUUGAUCACGACGCCUAUGCACUUUUCUUAGGACAACGGGGGUUAAAUGAAAAUGCUGGGAAUGCACUUGAGCUCUACAACCCCAAGCAAUCCUAA